AGAGGAAGGAGCGGAUGGCAGGGAGACGCCGAGGUCCCACACUACACUCGGGACUCGCAGCCCUGCCCCCCCAAGAGCGCUCGCUCCCGCAGCGGCAGCGCCCUGCAGCUCGCACCCAAGGCGGCGCGCAGCCAGUGCAGUGGGUGGUGCAGGGCAGGGGUGGUAUAUCCAGUCUGACCGAGGGCGGGCCUCGCCAGUGCCAGCAGAGGGACCAGCCGGGCCAGAGGCGCCACGAGCCGCCGCCGGGAGCCUCACAGGGACCACGCACUCUAUGGCCCUCGGGAGCCGCUGAGCACAANGCCCCGCCCCCCCCCGCCGCACCCCGCCGCCAUGAACCACUCUCCGCUCAAGACCGCCUUGGCGUACGAAUGCUUCCCGGACCAGGACAACUCGACGCUGGCUUUGCCGUCGGACCAAAAGAUGAAGACCGGCACGUCGGGCCGCCAGCGCGUGCAGGAACAGGUGAUGAUGACCGUCAAGCGGCAGAAGUCCAAGUCGUCCCAGUCGUCCACCCUGAGCCACUCCAACCGAGGUUCCAUGUAUGAUGGCCUGGCCGACAAUUACAACAACUAUGGGACCACCAGCCGGAGCAGCUACUAUUCCAGGUUCCAGGCGGGGAAUGGCUCGUGGGGAUAUCCGAUCUACAACGGGACCCUCAAGCGGGAGAAUGACAACAGGCGCUUCAGCUCCUACAGCCAGAUGGAGAACUGGGGCCGGCACUACCAGCGGGGCCCCUGUCCCGCGCCGGGCGCCGGCAGUGACAUCUGCUUCAUGCAGAAGAUCAAGGCGAGCCGCAGCGAGCCUGACCUCUACUGUGACCCUCGGGGCACCCUGCGCAAGGGCACGCUGAGCAACAGGGGCCAGAAGACCACCCAGAACCGUUACAGCUUCUACAGCACCUGCAGCGGCCAGAAGGCUGUCAAGAAGUGUCCCGUGCGCCCGCCCUCCUGCACCUCCAAGCAGGACCCCGUGUACGUCCCGCCCAUGUCCUGCAACAAGGACCUGUCCUUUGGCCACUCGAGGGCCAGCUCCAAGAUCUGCAGCGAGGAUAUCGAGUGCAGUGGGCUGACCAUCCCCAAGGCCGUGCAGUACCUGAGCUCCCAGGACGAGAAGUACCAGGCCAUCGGGGCCUAUUACAUCCAGCACACCUGCUUCCAGGAUGAAUCAGCCAAACAACAGGUCUAUCAGCUGGGAGGCAUCUGCAAGCUGGUGGACCUCCUCCGGAGCCCCAACCAGAACGUCCAACAGGCUGCGGCUGGGGCCCUGCGUAACCUGGUGUUCCGGAGUGUCACCAACAAGCUGGAGACCCGGAGGCAGAAUGGGAUCCGAGAGGCUGUCAGCCUCCUGAGGAGAACCGGGAGCAGUGAGAUCCAGAAACAACUGACCGGGCUGCUCUGGAACCUGUCCUCCACUGACGAGCUGAAGGAGGAGCUCAUCGCCGAUGCCCUGCCUGUGCUGGCUGACCGGGUCAUCAUUCCCUUCUCUGGCUGGUGCGAUGGCAACAGCAACAUGACCCGGGAAAUGGUGGACCCCGAAGUCUUCUUCAAUGCCACGGGCUGCUUGAGGAACCUGAGCUCUGCCGAUGCAGGCCGCCAGACCAUGCGAAACUACACGGGGCUCAUUGACUCCCUUAUGGCCUAUGUCCAGAACUGCGUGGCCGCUAGCCGCUGUGAUGACAAGUCCGUGGAGAACUGCAUGUGUGUCCUGCACAACCUCUCCUACCGCCUGGACGCGGAGGUGCCCACCCGCUACCGCCAGCUGGAGUACAACGCGCGCAACGCCUACACGGACAAGUCCUCCACCGGCUGCUUCAGCAACAAGAGCGAUAAGAUGAUGAACAACAACUACGACUGCCCCCUUCCGGAAGAGGAGGCCAACCCCAAGGGCAGCAGCUGGCUGUACCAUUCGGAUGCCAUCCGCACCUACCUGAACCUCAUGGGCAAGAGCAAGAAAGACGCCACCUUGGAGGCCUGCGCCGGUGCCCUGCAGAAUCUGACCGCCAGCAAGGGGCUGAUGUCCAGCGGCAUGAGCCAGUUGAUUGGGCUCAAGGAAAAGGGCUUGCCACAAAUUGCUCGCCUCCUGCAAUCUGGCAAUUCUGAUGUGGUGCGGUCCGGGGCCUCCCUCCUGAGCAACAUGUCCCGCCACCCUGUGCUGCACAGAGCGAUGGGGAACCAAGUAUUCCCAGAGGUGACCAGGCUCCUCACCAAUCACACUGGGAACACCAGCAACUCGGAAGACAUCCUGUCCUCGGCCUGCUACACUGUGCGGAACCUGAUGGCCUCCCAGCCGCAGACGGCCAAGCAGUACUUCACCAGCAGCAUGGUCAACAACGUCAUCAACCUGUGCCGCAGCAGUGCUUCACCCAAGGCUGCAGAAGCUGCCCGCCUCCUCCUGUCUGACAUGUGGUCCAGCAAGGAGCUGCAGGGCGUCCUCAGACAGCAAGGCUUGGAUAGGAACAUGCUGGGAAACUUAGCCGGGCCCAACACCUUCAGGAACUUCACCUCCCGAUUCUAAGAAGGGGCUGCCAGAGCAAGGACGGAUUGCAGAAAUGAUACAACCCAGUUGAGAAGACCUCAGGCCUUGCUGGAGGGGUGAUUCUGCCCACCAUGUGCAGUGUUUGGAAAAGUUCAAAUGCAAUUGAGAGCAACCCUGAAAACUGCGGAUGAUGGAAAUAUUUUUAGAUUUUUUUUUUCCUUGGGGGAACUGGCGGGCAAGGGGGGUUGGGAAGGGUGGGGGGGGCUGUUCUUGAGUUAAAGGGGCUUAUAUUUCAUGUCAAUACUUCUGCUGAGAAAUGGUAUAUAUAUAUGUAUAAUGUGAGUGUGUGUGUGUGUGCGCGUGUGCGUGCCUGCAUGCUUGUGCACGAGUGCCUAAAGCAUGGCCAGACUGCAAAGAGCUAAGUCUGCUGUUUCUGCAGCUCACGGGGUGGUGAAAAGCACUCUCACACUCCCACAUUUCCUACACGACCUGUGCUUUCUGUUUUAGCGGCCCGCAGUUCCCAAAAUGUGUCAAGCCAGGGUAGGGAGCAGAAGCCUUGUGAGGGACCCAUCUCUGGGGCCAGGGGAAGGGGGGGGGAGUAACUGGGGCUGGGGCCAACCCUUAAGAGGCAGCUUUGCAGGAAGGGAGGCUGGUGGGGCUGUUGGAGUUCGGUGUAUCUCAUGGGAAACUUCGGUUGUCUGAUAAUGCCUCCCUUCCCACAGGGCCACAGGACCUGGGACUGGACAGGGUGGGGUCUCCAGAGGCUGGGCCAGGACAGUGACGCUUGCUUUGCUAUCCUAAGUCUGCUCUGGGGGAGUAGGAGCCAGAAAGGUGGGGCUGGCCAUUCUCUUGGGCUGUGUACCAGUCAGAGGAGGCUGAGCCUAUAAGGUCCCUGCCUUCAAGGACUUAUCUGUCUGUUUCAGGAGAAAGAAGGCAAAAUGGUGCUCAAAGCCAAAGAGCUGCUCGGAGAAUGGCAGUUCACUCUUUAUAUUCCCAGUGGUGAGGGGGACAGGCUGGGGCUGGACAGGCACCUGCUUCAGGCUCCAGUGGGACAGUGGCCGUUUGGAAAUUAACCAGGAGAAUACUUCCUUUCAUGCCUGCUAAGACUCAAGAGAGGGAGUGUUCUGGGUCUCUGGAGACUUGGAAGAUGGGAAUUUGGAUAGACCAGGAAAGGGAGCGGUCACUUCAGGGCACGAACAAACCCCAGCCCCAGCCAGAGGCCGAUCCCACCUUCCCCUGAACCCCAGCCAUCCUGUCUCCACUCUGUCUUGGGGAAAACCACAGAGGAUGUGAUAUAAGAGGCUUGUCAGGGGCACCAGCCACACCCGAGAGCACAGACCCCUGUGCAUGUCAGAGGAGAAGUAGUAGAAGGGCCUCCUGAGGGCCUCGUGCAAAAGCUUGCAGGAAGCAGCCCUCAGGAGACGCUGCAGCCUAGAGCAGAACACGGGUCCCCAAGGCUCCCGACGUCCGCCGACGUCCGCCUCCGCCGCCCGUACUAACACUGUGGGCUCAGCUAGGAAGUAGCUGCCUGGGCCGUAGCCUCCGGAAGAGUAGAAGGUGCUCCUCACUUUCCAUUCCUCGUCAUCCGCCUCCCAGGCCCCCUGCCCCCACCCUGCCGUACCCCCCAGUCCAACCCCGCCUCUUACCCCAGCAGGCAGAACCGAAAAGCACCCUUCUGGACGAAGGACGUGCCUGUUAAGACAGGUGACAGACUGGGGCCAGACCUAUGAUGACGGGCCAUUUAAUCAGUGCCGCUGCUGUGGGUCCAUGAUGCCUUCCCCCUUUGUUGCUCAUGACGGAAGGCCUCCUCCUGACUCCCUCUGUCUCUCAGGGGCCACGUGGGAGUGUGGUCCCACCAGGCUGUCCCGGGCGUAGCUUCCAGGAUGACUCCUCUGCCGGUCACCAGACUCAGAGGAAUCCAUUUCUUAAAAAAUGGAGCACCAGGACGUGCCAGGCAAUGCUGUAAGCCCUCAGGAUACACACGUGAACAAAACAGACCACGGCCCCGUCCUCAAGCAGCUUACAUUCUCGGGGAGGAAGGAGGAGACACGGGGUGCUUGGCUUUGGGGAUCCCCCCAGUCUGAGAGGAUUGUCCAGUCCAGUCAGGGCAAGAGGGAACUAGCCCACUACCCGUGAGUCCGUGGCGGCCCCCAGGGAGGUGCCCCUUCCCUUAGCGCUGCCCUCACUUCCUGCCACUCUGCUGGAUUUCUGUCACCAGCCUGGGCGAAGAGCCAGGUGGGUCCAGCUCGCUGCCUUGGGGAACGGUGAGCUAAGAUGGACAGUCAGGCCAGGCCUGAUUUUGUAACCUCUCUCGUGAUUUCUCAGGCCGGCCAGCUGGGCCCAUCACCCAGGCCUCUGACCUGUGGCCGUCACUUUGAAAGAGGCAACACUGAGAGAGUCCCGAGGAUGCACUCCCUAAAGACGGGGAGGAAGGGGUUUGCCCAGGCACGGCUCAGUAUCUGCAGCCCACACUGGCCUCACGCUACCAGGGCCGACACCCCAAACAAGACAUUCCAAUUUGGGGCCCAUGAGGAAGGACAUAGACCACUCAGUCCCUGCCUGUCCCUGCCCUGACCCCAGGAUCUCUUGUGCUUCAGACAGAUCCGGUCAUUGGCCACCAGCAGCCUGUCCAGCGGGGGCCAGACCAGCGUCGCAGACCCCACGCUUCCGCAGUGACACAGUGAAGGGUUUUCUCCAGACAUGUGGAGACAGUGAUGUUCUCUCUUGUCCGCCCCAGAGCUUGGCUGAAAGGUGGGAUGGUCAGGCUGAGGGAGGCUAGGAGGAUGGGAUGGGCAGGGGUUGACGAGCAGAGGGAAGCCCAAGGGAUGAUGCUGGAGGCACCCUGGAACCCCUCUGGAGCCCAGCCUUCCCUUUCCUCCAUGUUGGUAUGAGAACCCUGUGCUGGCCAGGCCGAUUCCCUGUGUGCUGUACUAUGUAUUUGCUUUUGUGGAAAUAUAGGAAAUCAAUAAAUUGCUGGCAUUUCUUUGAA
Ailuropoda melanoleuca (giant panda) is the source of this 5464-nucleotide messenger RNA. RefSeq names its product plakophilin 1 (gene PKP1). Bases 331 to 2514 code for a protein of 727 amino acids. Gene Ontology annotation, biological process: cell-cell adhesion. Gene Ontology annotation, molecular function: protein binding. Gene Ontology annotation, cellular component: plasma membrane; adherens junction; cytoplasm. The record is from RefSeq and is a predicted model, not a curated record. The transcript has 14 exons. NCBI's taxonomy places the organism in Eukaryota, Metazoa, Chordata, Mammalia, Carnivora, Ursidae.